CCUCCAAUAUUUUGUGUGCCGUUAUAUUUCCCACGAAAAAAUUCUAAAUCUUCCUCCAACCCACAAAGAAGAACGCAAAAGAAAGAAAAGCUUAACAACAUUAACAAUGGAGCUUUUCCUCAUCUCUCUCUUAAUCCUUUUGUUCUUCUUUCUUUCUCUUACUCUUUUCAUCCUCUUCCACAAUCACAAAUCCUUAUUCUCUUAUCCCAACACUCCUCCUGGCGCCAUCGGCCUUCCCAUACUCGGCGAGAGCGUCGAGUUCUUAUCAUCUGGUUGGAAAGGCCAUCCUGAGAAGUUCAUCUUCGAUCGUUUGAAUAAGUACAAGUCAGAUGUGUUCAAAACCUCGAUCGUGGGAGUUCCAGCCGCCAUUUUCUGCGGCCCUAUUUGUAACAAGUUCCUCUUCUCUAACGAGAAUAAACUGGUUACUCCUUGGUGGCCAGAUUCCGUGAACAAGAUCUUCCCCUCUACAACUCAGACUAGCACCAAAGAAGAAGCUAAGAAACUCAAGAAACUCCUUCCGCAAUUCCUUAAACCCGAAGCGCUUCAGCGUUAUAUUGGAAUUAUGGACGAACUUGCUGAACGCCAUUUCAAUUCCUUUUGGAAGAACAGAGAAGAGGUCCUCGUGUUUCCUCUUGCUAAAAGCUUCACAUUCUCAAUAGCGUGCCGACUGUUCAUGAGCGUGGAAGAUGAAAUUCACGUGGAGAGAUUAUCGGGACCAUUCGAGCACAUUGCAGCAGGAAUCAUAUCGAUGCCGAUCGAUUUACCAGGAACGCCAUUCAAUAGAGCAAUAAAGGCGUCAAAGUUCAUCAGAAAGGAAGUGGUGGCGAUCGUGAGGCAGAGGAAACAGGAUUUGGCGGAAGGAAAGGCGUUGGCGACGCAGGAUAUUUUGUCCCACAUGCUUCUAACGUGCGAUGAGAAUGGUGUGUACAUGAACGAAUCAGAUAUCACCGAUAAGAUUCUUGGGUUGUUGAUCGGCGGCCAUGACACUGCCAGUGUUGCAUGCACCUUCAUCGUUAAGUUCCUCGCUGAGCUUCCUCAUAUCUACGAUGCUGUAUAUACAGAGCAAAUGGAAAUAGCAAGAGCAAAAGCGGAAGGGGAAACGUUGAAGUGGGAAGACAUUAAGAAGAUGAAAUAUUCAUGGAAUGUGGCUUGUGAGGUUCUAAGAAUUGCUUCCCCACUCCAAGGUGCCUUUAGGGAAGCCUUAAGUGACUUCGUUUUCAAUGGUUUUUUCAUUCCCAAGGGUUGGAAGCUAUAUUGGAGUGCAAACUCGACACACAAAAACCCCGAGUACUUCCCAGAACCUUAUAAGUUCGAUCCGGGAAGAUUUGAAGGAAAUGGACCAUUACCCUACACAUUUGUGCCGUUUGGGGGAGGGCCAAGGAUGUGCCCUGGUAAGGAGUAUGCAAAGCUUGAGAUUUUGGUGUUCAUGCAUAAUUUGGUGAAGAGAUUCAAAUGGACAAAGCUUCUUGAAAAUGAAAACAUCAUUGUUAACCCAAUGCCAAUCCCUCAAAAAGGUCUCCCAGUUCGCCUUUUUCCUCAUCAACCUCUUUCUCUUUAAUUUACCCUAAAUAAUAAUUCCCAUAAAUAUGAUAUAAUAUACUCUUUUAUUUCAACUACUCUUCCUCUUAUUAUAUGUUAUCAAUAAAUUUUCAUAUAUAUUUAUGCCCUAA
Messenger RNA from Cucumis sativus (cucumber), 1670 nucleotides. RefSeq names its product beta-amyrin 28-monooxygenase. The coding region runs from base 107 to 1558 and encodes 483 amino acids. Gene Ontology annotation, molecular function: heme binding; iron ion binding; monooxygenase activity. The transcript has 4 exons. The record is from RefSeq and is a predicted model, not a curated record. Gene Ontology annotation, biological process: sterol metabolic process. NCBI's taxonomy places the organism in Eukaryota, Viridiplantae, Streptophyta, Magnoliopsida, Cucurbitales, Cucurbitaceae.